AUGCCUCCCAAGAAGACCGACGGCGCUGCUGCUCCCAAGAGCAAGAGCACUCACGCCUCGUACCAGGACAUGAUCACUGACGCCAUCGUCGCGCUCAAGGACCGCAAUGGAUCCAGCCGCCCUUCGCUCAAGAAGUAUGUCAAGGCCAACAACAACCUGAGCGUCACCGACGCCAUGUUCGACUCUCUGUUCAACAAGGCUCUGAGGAGCGGUGUUGAGAAGGGUGUCUUCGAGCAGCCCAAGGGCGCUUCCGGCGGCACCAAGCUGGCCAAGAAGUCGGCUAAGCCCGCUGCUCCCAAGACGGCCAAGAAGCCUGCCGUCAAGAAGGAGACCAAGGAGAAGAAGGCCACCGCCACCAAGACUAAGAAGGCCGCCCCCAAGAAGGAGGCCAAGGACAAGAAGCCUGCCGCCGCCAAGGCUGCCACUAAGAAGACUGCUGCUCCUAAGAAGGCGCCUGCUGUCGUUGACAAGCCCAAGACUCUGACUAAGACCAAGUCUGGCCGUGUCGCCAAGACCACUGCUGCCCCUAAGAAGGCGGCGCCGAAGAAGGCCGCUCCCAAGAAGGCCGCCACCAAGGCAUGA
This is a messenger RNA of Thyridium curvatum, 582 nucleotides long. RefSeq lists its product as uncharacterized. Bases 1 to 582 code for a protein of 193 amino acids. NCBI's taxonomy places the organism in Eukaryota, Fungi, Ascomycota, Sordariomycetes, Thyridiales, Thyridiaceae. Gene Ontology annotation, molecular function: nucleosomal DNA binding; double-stranded DNA binding; structural constituent of chromatin. Gene Ontology annotation, biological process: chromosome condensation; nucleosome assembly; negative regulation of DNA recombination. The record is from RefSeq and is a predicted model, not a curated record. Gene Ontology annotation, cellular component: nucleus; nucleosome. The transcript is spliced from 6 exons.